AUGGAAGUUGAUUCUCAAAGUCGGAUUUCUACCCGCAAUGCCAAAGCGAGAUUACGGGCGAAGACUAUGAACGAGGCGAUGGAAGAACUUAACGAAAUGAGUCGAAAACAUCUCGUUAAAAGGAAGCGUUGUCCUGGAAAGAAGCGUCAUACAAAACUGUGCACUCUUCGCAACACAAAAGACGUGAUCUUAAUAAUGGAGGAGGAGCUUGCUGAGUACGAAAGGCACAAUAAACUGCUAGAAAAGUAUGUUUCGGAUAACGAUGGAUUCUUGCGGACACAGCAAGAAAGAUCGGAAAAUAAGCGAAAAGAAGAUGAGAAAAAACAAGCUCUUCUUGUGGCUCAGUACGAAAAGGACAUUUCCAACUACGAAAGCGAGCUGGAAAAGAUCAGGCUGGAGCUCGCAAAAUGCAAAGAAGAACUGAAAUCGAAAGGAGAAUCGCGCCGCGAUUCAGUUGAAAAGCAGUCGACGAAGAAAAUAAAGAUUGAAAUCAAUAAUAACGACAAUUCGACAAACAAAUUCAUCAAGCUUGAGCCGCAAGAUUUCAUCCCUCCAUCGCCGAAAUCAAGAGGAUCGAAGCUGAAAUCGAAAAAGCGCGUUUCUUUCUCCCCGGAGAAUCAGAUCCGCGUGUUCAAAAGAGAAGCUGGCAGAACAAUGCGUCCACUACCGGUUCCAUACCGGCGUAUACAAACUCGCAGAACUGGCAAAGCUGUUCGAAAAACAACCCGUCCGUCAUGA
Molecule: messenger RNA, 738 nt
Organism: Oikopleura dioica
Lineage: Eukaryota; Metazoa; Chordata; Appendicularia; Copelata; Oikopleuridae
Source: the annotation of a GenBank genome assembly